Lingula anatina is the source of this 761-nucleotide messenger RNA. RefSeq lists its product as uncharacterized. Lineage: Eukaryota; Metazoa; Brachiopoda; Lingulata; Lingulida; Lingulidae. The record is from RefSeq and is a predicted model, not a curated record.
UCACACGGGCCCAGUGACCGGAGAAAAGUAGGAUCUGGGCCGUUAUUUCACUUACCGUCCUCUUCGCCAUCAUGUUAGAGGACGAAUCAAACCCAGAUGACCCUUGUGUCAAUUCUCGUGUCCUCACAGGGUUGAUAGUGGGUAAUAAAGGGCUUGAGGACCCUAUGAAGAGAAAGAAAACCUUUGAAAAGUGGUCCUUUCAAUCACCGGAACGCGAGAAGAUCUCGCGCAACUUAGCCGCUGCUGGGUUUUACUCCGAUGAAGAAGAAGGGGUGGUUAAGUGUGCUUACAGCUGUCAGGGGACUCUGGAAGGCGAACCGGAUGCUUGGGGAUGGCACAACGCUUUACAGACACACCAGCUUCGGUUCCCGCAAUGUUCUUACGUUGCAGAGUGCCAGAGGAGGCCGUCCAUUUAUUCCGAUGCAAAGACCGUGCUUGGAAUUCAAGACUCCGGCAUGACCCGCUGCAAUGAAGAUUACCAGCCAAAAUCUCUAUUGACUGCAGCGCCACCUGAGACGGGGGUGUAUGCGGCGGUAUCUAGUGUAAGACACAUUUUGAUCAACUUAAGAGAGCAUGCAGACAGACUAGAUGAAGAACACAGAUAUGUGCAGAAAAAGCAUCAUUUUUAUGACGAGAUUUCGCAAGUUUUACCAUUCCUUUGGCCGGUUGCCAUGGCAGCGCUCUCCACAACAGUGGUGUACGCCAUAGGUAAAAACGGGAGACCAAUAUACAGAAUAUAACUGAAGGAUUUUACGUAAAAA